AAAGAUGUACUGACGAAUUUAGGGUAAAAGGUCACGAAUGACUGUCAUAAUCGUCAACACAAUUUAUUCCUUUAAGUUUCAUCUAGUAACUACUGUCCAUAUAUUGAAAAUAAUUCUUACUGAAAGUGGUUUUAGGACCACGGCCACGGACCCAGAUUAACUGAAAUGCAAAUAGCAUCGAAAUUCCCAGAAAUCAAUUGACUCGUUGCGCAUGAGUGAAGAGGUUGUUAAACAGACACCAUUCCGUAAACAAAGCUCAACGGCGUCCUUUCUCGACUCCGUGAUUUAGCGUUCUCUUUCUCUAAACAGGUAUGGCUGCUUCGAAGAAGAGGGUUUAUAUAUUCCAGAGCGAAUAUGAUGUCUUUGAGAAGCUUGUUCCUUCCAAUACUAAGCCAGAGGCACUAAGUGGAAAUCUAUUUGGUUUGUGGACAACCGAUGGCGAACCUGUAAUCCACAUCGUUUCAAGAGAGCAUUCCUGCGAAGUUGGAAAGGAUCUUUCGCUUUCGCAUAUCGGUGAUUGGUAUUAUGGCUAUUCUUUAAAGCGACUUAGCACACGAAGAAGUCAGAGAGACGUUAAAAACUGCAGUCAUAAUACAGAAGGUAAAUUUCUUGAAACGACAGUCAGUCUCAAACGUUCAGGACAAGAAGUCACGCUUCGGCUAUUCAUCGUCAACUUGAAGAGAGGUUCUCCAAAAGCCCUCGACGUUGAAGUUCUGAAAACUGAAAGCCCAUUUAGAGAAAUCGACACAGGCAGUCGUUUGAACGAGGGUUUUGAGGUGGAGGAAGAAAUGGAAUGGUCUACCUCCGAAGUUUACCCCAGCUCUUCAUAUCUCCAAAAAGAUCCCUACGGUGAAAUUACUCAUGCAGGUGAAGCUUUUCCAAGAAAUUUGGAUAAAGGAGGUAUACAGCAGAGAAGCACGUUCUUUUCUUCUGGCUACCAGCGGAGCUCAUCUCGUGAUUUCAAGGUAUUUAUGUUUGAAGAAGACAUCGAGAGGAUAGAAAAGUACAUUCUUGCAUAUCCUCAUCUAGAGACUGGAGGAGACCUGUUUGGUUUGUGGACCACUAAUGGUGACGCAGUCAUACAUAUCGCUCUGGGGCCAGGUCAGAAUUGCAAACGGACUGGCGCCUCCUUUUAUCAAGAUAUUCCCUAUCUGCAAAGAAACGGCAACCUUCUUACUCAAGACUACUUGUUAUGCCACAUUGGAGAAUGGCACUCACAUCAUCAGCUGCGACUUUUCCAACCAAGCCAAGGCGAUUCGACGACUGUGAUAAGAAACUACCCUCGAGGGACACAGGGCUUUCUUCUGAUCAUUGGCAACAUCGAGUCGUAUGGUUCUGUGAGAUUAUCCCCGUAUCUUUACACUGAGAGAUCCACAUAUAGCUUUGAUAAAGCGGGAACAGUACAGGGUCUUCGCAAUGAGAAUCCCUUUAACAAGAUCGAGAAGAUAAAAUACCAAAAGGAGAAGGGAAGUGAAGUCAGGGAACACUCACGUUAUCCAAGAGCUACAAGUAGCCUUAGUCCUCUGCAAUCCUCUUACAGCCCCUUUUUAAAAAGGUCCUCGGGGUCAAAUUUCUUAAAGGUUACUCCCCAAGCACCAAAUGGAGGGGUGCGAAGUCCAUCCAGUGCCCAACUACCCUGGAGGUGAAUCUGCAACGACGGAAUUCAAAUGUAACGAUAAGCAUUUUCAAAUGUAAAACUGGUCAUAAGUAACAUAGAGCAGAGGGACAUCAAACGUGCUUUGCUCCGAGCCACUGAAGGGCAGCUAUUUGAAUACUCAUGGAGGGAAAGAAACUUCUUUUUGCUUUCGGAAGACAUAAUAUUCAGACCAUAUCAUUCUCAGUUCAUUUUAUUUGUCACUUUCGGAGGGAUAGUGUCUUAUGUAAAAGACGACACUGAUAGUCAUUGAGAAAAUAAUAGUCACAAAAAAGUAUUUCGUCUGCCGUUCGGGAAUUUAUCUUUCUUAUUUUCAUAAGCAAUCUUUCCAUAUACUGUAGUUUUAGUGUAAAAUCAUUUUAUUAGAUGUAAGAAUGAAAAACAAUGCAAA
Molecule: messenger RNA, 2045 nt
Organism: Stylophora pistillata
Lineage: Eukaryota; Metazoa; Cnidaria; Anthozoa; Scleractinia; Pocilloporidae
Source: RefSeq, a predicted model, not a curated record